AUGGUUCCUUGGCAUUUGCUGCACUGCGCUGCCUACUUCGGACAUGCAGACUCCGUGGCAUCACUGGUGCGCCGCAAAGCCAAGCUAGAGGUGAAGACGACAUUCGGUUUGACACCGCUGCAUCAAGCAGCACGGAAUGGCCAUGCACAUGUGUGCGAGAUGCUGCUGGAUCUGAAGGCCAACAUCAACGCCGUGACUCGUGACUCGCGUUCAGCAAUGCAGAACGCGGCGCACCAGGGACAUCGAGAAGUUGUUGAACUCCUGGCGGCACGCCGGGCAGACAUCAACCACAAAGACCAAAAUGGGAUUACGGCACUGCAUUCCUCAUCUGUUGCGGGCUAUGACGACAUCGUGAAGGUCGGUUGA
Molecule: messenger RNA, 366 nt
Organism: Symbiodinium necroappetens
Lineage: Eukaryota; Dinophyceae; Suessiales; Symbiodiniaceae
Source: the annotation of a GenBank genome assembly